GUUCCAAGACAGACCAUGGGCCUCCAGUCACUGACCAGAUCUGUCCUCUAGAGAUGGCACGGGGCCCCCUCGGUCCCCAGGCCUGCGGCCAUACAUGGGUGCAAACAGCCUAGACACGGCCACCUAUGGCCUGUGCUGUGGCUGAUCCAGGCAGAGAUGGCUCCUGCCACGGAUGCAGGGGAUAUGGUGACCCCAACUGUGGACCUGGUGCUGGGUGCCUCAGCCUGCUGCCUGGCAUGCGUGUUCACCAAUCCCUUGGAAGUGGUAAAGACUCGUCUGCAGCUGCAAGGGGAGCUGCAGGCCCCAGGCACUUACCCACGGCCCUACCGGGGCCUUGUGUCUUCUGCUGCAGCCAUUGCCCGUGCAGAUGGCCUGUGGGGCCUGCAGAAGGGGCUGGCUGCUGGCCUUCUCUACCAAGGCCUCAUGAAUGGUGUCCGCUUCUACUGCUAUAGCCUGGCAUGCCAGGCUGGCUUCACCCAGCAACCAGGGGGGACUGUGCUUGCAGGUGCUGUGGCUGGGGCACUGGGAGCCUUUGUGGGAAGUCCUGCUUACCUGGUCAAGACCCAGUUGCAGGCCCAGACAGUGGCUGCUAUGGCUGUGGGGCAUCAGCACCAGCAUCAGAGUGUCCUGGGUGCCUUGGAGACCAUCUGGCACCAGCAGGGCCUAUUGGGGCUGUGGCGGGGUGUGGGCGGGGCUGUGCCCCGAGUCACAGUGGGCUCAGCUGCCCAGCUGGCCACCUUUGCAUCUGCUAAGGCUUGGGUACAGGAACGACAGUGGUUUCUGGAGGACAGCUGGCUUGUGGCCCUGGCUGGAGGCAUGAUUAGCAGUAUAGCUGUGGCUGCAGUCAUGGCUCCCUUCGACGUGGUCAGCACUCGCCUAUACAACCAACCGGUGGACAGAGCUGGCAGGGGCCAGUUGUACAGGGGCCUCGCUGACUGCCUGGUGAAGAUCUGCCAACAGGAGGGGCCCCUAGCACUCUACAAGGGCCUAGGCCUUGCCUAUCUGCGCUUGGGCCCCCACACCAUCCUUAGCAUGUUCUUCUGGGAUGAGCUGCGGAAGCUGACCACAAGGGCCCAGCACCAGGGCACCUAGCCUUGUCCCUCAGCCCACUACCAAGCCUGGCAUUUGGUGGAAGUGAUGGCUGGCUUCUAUAGAACUGGCUGCCCCGAGCCAGCUUGAGUCAGGCCCAGAUGGGGGGCGUGAGUCGGGAUUGUGGACAACUGUGAUCGACCAGAGCCCCAGGACUAGUUCACCCCAAGUCACUGCCCCUUCACCCUUUCCUCUCCCCUGGGUUACCAUGCUGUAGUAUAUUGCCGUAGUAGCACCCUCAUGAAAGGGUGCCCAUGGACAGAGCCACUCAGUGACACCGGCUCCUCCGUCCUCCAGCCACUGUGGGACCACACAAUCCUCUCGGAGCACAAGGAAACUGAGACACCACUCUGGCUGGAGCCACACAGCUUUGUGGUGACAGACACAGGACUGUGGUUGGAGUCUGCCCACCCCAAUCCUCUGCUCUCAGCAAGGGAACAGUCCGAACGCUUGGGCCACAGAUCCCUCAGAAACCACGGCACAUGAGGAGACUCAUGGUUGAGCCCCGAGGGAGGCCUUGAGGUCCCCAGACUCUAGCUGGUCAAAGUUCCAAAGCCUUGGCAGCUUGAAAAACAAAAACCUAUUUUCUUACUUUCAGAAGCCUGGAAGCCCAAGAAGGUAUUGGCAGUGUUAGCAUUUAUUUCUGUUACUUGUGAUGUGGUAAAACCAGGGUCUGGGCAUGUUAGUUACACGAUUGACAUCCUUAGCCCAGGGCUUACUUCUCCAGAGGCCUCUGUCCCUGACUCUGAGCUGGGCAGCUUCUUCCCAGUCAGGCUGGAGACAGAUCAGCCGGCAGCCUGCCUGCCCGGUGCUCAUGAAGCCCUGGGUUCCAUCCCCAGCACCGAAUAAACCAGGC
Molecule: messenger RNA, 1945 nt
Organism: Microtus ochrogaster (prairie vole)
Lineage: Eukaryota; Metazoa; Chordata; Mammalia; Rodentia; Cricetidae
Gene: Slc25a34
Product: solute carrier family 25 member 34
Source: RefSeq, a predicted model, not a curated record